AAUGUAAAUCAGUCUGAAACUGGUUUUGUCACGGCAACAAUCCUAUCAUUGGACAUUUUCCUAGUGCCCAGGAUGUGGAAAGAGUUCCUAUUUUUUUCAAUUUGUACCAUGAUAGAAAGCCCACUCACGACAAAGUGAUUAGGCAAUGGUUGGAUGGACUUUUAGCAUCGGUCUGUCAGAAAAAUGACAAGACAUAUUUUUACGUGACACUGAGGCAUUAUUGUAUCUCUUCCGUUAAUGCCUGUGCAAAUUCAGGACAUCCAGGCCCUCUGACCCAAAUAGACAGAACAACAGCGAAGAUGGAUGUUAUUGCUGCCCACACGGUGAUAAUAACUUCUAGGAGCAGUCCACCUGAAAGCUUUCCUGCCUCCACUUUGGCUGAUGACAACAGCUUCAUCCGCUCUUAUUCGGGGGCCCUUAUUUGCUUUGAAAUGGUCUUUGGUUUGCUGGUGUGGACUCUGUUAGGAGGAUCUGAUUACUCUCUCAUCACAGGCUUUGGCUGGGUGAUGUUCGUGGCUGUGAUGUACUGGGUCCUCACUGUCGUCCUCCUCCUCGCCGGCCUGACUGAGACCAAGAUCAGAAAUCCCACAUUGGGCCUGUGUUUCAACACCAGCGCCACAGUAUUCUACCUGGUGUCAGCAGCUGUGGACACAGCUUUCGUCAGGAAAGACAUUUGGGGAGGUCAUAACUUCAACUGCUGGGCAGCAUCGUCGUUCUUUGCCUUCCUGGUGACCCUUUGCUAUGCAGGAAGCACCUAUCUCAGUUUUCAAACUUGGCGAUCCAAAGAUGGCGAGCAGUAGAAUGACAGGCUGCUUUGUGUUCUUCACUCUUGGGAUUUUCAAGAUUGAAAGGGUACACUUUCUUGUGUCCGAAGAGGCAAGAACACACGAACCAUGUUGUCACUACAAAGAUGUCAGUCGACUUAUCUUCCUGGAAUAAAGAAAAUGGUGAACAUUACUGUAAUGAAUAUAACUAAAAACUCCAAAAGCCACUGUGUUGUAUCGUGAUAAUAGAAUAGUUUGUGAUGAAAAUAAUUAACUGAAUGGUGCUAAUCUACCAGGCUACAGAAAAGGACACACAGUACAAAAGAGUAGAAAACAGUAGACAAGGAUUCCAUAACUCAAAGAUGUGCAUAUUAUGGAAGUGGAUGUGUAAUUCCAGCCCCAGUAUACGCAUUGUGUGUACAGGCUGUUGGUGUCUGUAGACAGUAUGAAUUGCCCUGUGUCACCACCAUACUCCUAAACAACAUUGUAAUCUAACAAGUCAGUUUGCAUCUUUUUUUUGUUUUCACCACAGUCCAUUCCUCAAGGUUUCAGAUGUGUGUGCUGUAGACUACAUUUCCCAGCAGCUCUGAGACAUUUGGUGGCCUGGCUGUACCCGACCAGCUGCUGCAAACAGCACGGUGAUCCAGGCCUGGGUUCAGAGGAGCCUCCUAUCGCCUUCCCCUCCGACGUUACACCUCAGCACUCCAGUGCAACUCCACUGGUGCAGCAUGGCUCCAACACUGCUGACGUUUGGUUUCCAACAAGGUGCUGGGGUGGGGCGAGUGGUCAUACCCGUAAAACAGUUGCUACUAUCAGCAGCAUCUACCCACUAUAUUCAUGUCUACAUCGGUUACAAGCAUUUGAAAGUUCUGUAAGGUUUACAGGUUAAUUUAUUUAUUUGGGUUUAAUCUACUAAAUAUAUAUUUACAAUGUUUACACAGUUAACUACUUACAUAUUUGUGUUACACAGUUAUUAUAUCGUUACGAUAAUCUCCAGAAUAAGAAUUUGAAAGUUCUUUCUGUAAAUUACUGUAAGUAUACUUCUUUCUCAUAUGAAGAGGUAGCAAGCUGCCAUAAGAAACGUUUAGCUUUUAAGUAAGGGAUUUUUAUGCCUCUGAAGAUAUUUUUCUUAAAAG
This is a messenger RNA of Osmerus eperlanus (European smelt), 1900 nucleotides long. RefSeq names its product CKLF-like MARVEL transmembrane domain containing 8b (gene cmtm8b). Gene Ontology annotation, cellular component: membrane. NCBI's taxonomy places the organism in Eukaryota, Metazoa, Chordata, Actinopteri, Osmeriformes, Osmeridae. The record is from RefSeq and is a predicted model, not a curated record. The coding region runs from base 300 to 800 and encodes 166 amino acids. Gene Ontology annotation, molecular function: structural constituent of myelin sheath. Gene Ontology annotation, biological process: myelination. The transcript has 4 exons.